AUGGAUGUCGGAGGUGACUCAUCUCGUUGGAUGGUGGUCAACGGCACCGGUGGUGGUGUGAAUGGGAACGGUAGUGGCCAGCAUCCCAAUGGGGGUUCUGGUGUCGGUAGCGGUGGUGGUGGUGGUGGUAGUGGUGGAACUGGCUCUGCAACAGAUACCAGUGGCCACUACGGUAGCCUCGCUCACCAUCACGGUUCUCUGUCGGGCACCACCGCCGGAGUUACGGGGGAUCGCAUCCCGUCCGCUCACUCCUCAUCAUCCGUAGCUCCUCUUCAUCUAGGCGACUCCGCACAAUUUGGUGUCUCGCAUCAUGAUGAGGUGGAUGUAUACUAUCACCACUCCGGUGGUUUAGACGGCAACACCACGAACCACGUCGGGGCUUCAGCGGCACAUCACGCCGCAGCCAGCUAUUAUUCGGGAUCGGCCGCAGCGGCUAGAGCAGCAGCCAUGCAUGGCUACAGACCUUCACACGGUCCGAAAUUUGCUUUAAAUAAAGCAGGCACAGACCUGUUUGUGUGUUUAUUAGUACCAAUCCAACUUGAACAGCAAGGAUUACUGGUCCCGCGAUCCAAUUUUGCAGUGUCUGCUAAACCUAUUUUAGGGGCGGGGGUUAUUGGGGCUGGAGUAGCAAGCAGUCAAGUUUGCAGACCCCAUUUCCACACGCCAACGUUUCAGUGGUUGGACAGCGGAAAGUCCCUUCACGGGGUCCAAGGAUCAGGUGCUUGGUGUGGUGGUCCAUUUGGAAGUUCAGCAACUCAUCCCGGUCCUACAAGUUCCUACACGUUACCGGCAUCGACGCCAAUCCAACCGAGUUCGCACGGUCACCCAGGAUCCGUCCCUUCUGCUGCUACACAUCAGGGCAACGCAGCGGCUGCCGCAGCAGCACACUACUUCAGCUUCCCUCCGACCCCACCAAAGGACAACACCCCAGAUAACAUAAUUACCCCCGUGAGCAUACACUCGGCCAACACCGACUACGGAGCCGAGCUCAAGAACGGGACAUCGUCGACCACGGGCAAACACAUUCAGUGUAAUACGAGUAACGGCGUGAGUUCCUUGGCGUCGACUUCAGCCAUGAGUUCCAGUGCACUAGACUCGGCCUAUUCGCAGGCACCUCACCAUGUACCUGCGGCUUAUGCGUCGUUCAUGUCUGAAUUGCCAAACAGCGCUCUGAACUUUCACCAUCCAGGAGUAAUGGGGAACAGAGGUUUAGCCCCAGCACCCAAACCAAGAAACAAAAGCAGAUCCACAACAGAAGGCCGAGAAUGUGUAAACUGCGGCGCCACCUCAACACCGCUGUGGAGACGGGAUGGUAAUGGUCACUAUCUUUGUAAUGCAUGCGGUCUCUACCACAAAAUGAAUGGACAGAACAGACCGCUUAUCAAACCAAAACGGAGAUUGUCUGCUAAACGAACGGGGACAUCAUGUGCAAAUUGUCAAGCUACCGCCACAACGUUGUGGAGGAGAAACCCCAACGGAGACCCUGUCUGCAACGCCUGUGGGCUCUACUACAAACUUCACGGGGUAAGUACCUUUUCAGUAAAUUAGACGGGUUUCUUUUUUUUUCGAAUGAGGUGCAGUCGUGAGCUGCUGAAUAGAGGAUAUACUGUUAGUUGUAUACGGAACAUGCCUCUGCAUGGAGAUCGCUUUUUCUAAAAAUUGUCUUUCGCAUUUGCCCAACUAUUCGCACUCCCCCCUUUUUUAUAUUAAAUAUGUUAAAGGAAUCAAGCACUACCACACUAUAUUUCAUGUGUAUCGGGGGGGGGGGGGCAUAAUAAAAUCUAAAUAGCAUACAAUUUGUAAUUUCUAAUUUUUUAAAAAUAUAUUCAAUUUAAUUUUACUGACUAUUGAUUAGCAUGGAACGUCGAUGUUUUAAUGAAAUUAAUAACAACUACAAACAGCACGAGGGAAAAAAUAACGAAAAAUUAAUUCUACUUUUUUAUGGUACAGAUGAAAAAGAGUUUCAUAUUGUUAUAGGCAGUCAGUGCAUGUUCAUUUGCUUCCGUUUAUUGUCAAUACGAAACUCUGUAUAAUGGGACAAGCGCACACUUUGUAACUUCCGAUCAGCUUGGUGCAUGAAAUGAAAAUGGUUCAACUGAAAUUCACAAGGUCAAUCCCGAACUUCCGUAUCUCUUUAUUGAUUGCGGCUCAACCAGAUAUUCAAAUUUAUAGGAGGAAUUACAUCAACAUCAGUGAAAUUCAGUUAUUGUAAUUAUCAUAUUUUGCUACCGAGCCUGAUGAAAAUAAAAUUAAAUAUAAAGCAAAGAAUGCCAGACUAUCGCGUUCAAGUUAGCUAAGGCUAACAAAAUAUGGCUAAUAGUCAUUACAAACAAACGUCUUAUUUUUUUAUUGUUCGAAGCAGUCAACUUUAACAAUUAGAGCAAUUGUCCAAAAUUUAUUGCCUGUGACACCAAAGGGGGAAAAUGCAUUCGGUGGGUGUAUUUGUGUAUAAUCACUGCACUAGGUUUGAUGAAGCAUUCUUAAAGUCAAUGCAUCUUUGAACAUUUAAGGGUUGCUGGUUGCUUGACAAUUUUUGUAGACUCAUCUUAGAAAAUAGACAACUUCUGUUUGAGAGAAGAAAUGGUUAAGACUUUUCUGAGGACAAUUAUGACGAAUAACAUGACGAUGAAAAGUUCAGGUGAAAAAGAUCAUCCUUGGGGGACCAUCAAUAUAAUAUGUCCUCCAUCUGUCGUACCGUCAAGUUAACUCAAGACCCACCUAACCAUCCGUUAUUCAUCUCUCUAUUCUAAAUUCUCCGCCCAAUUUAUAAUCUCCACACGGAGUUGGGGUCAAGAAGUGCUAACUUCUGGUCGGAAUUACUCCGACACGUCCCUUUCUAUGUCGACCUAAAAGUGCUGAUGUCACUUGGACUUGAAGGUGCUAGAAGGCUACCGAAAAUGAGUCUUGAUAAUGAACAACAAUCUUUCCAAGACUCCUCUGGGAUGGGGACACUAGAAAAUAUGGAAGCAAUCAUUACCCAUGCCAUAUCUAGACCUGUAUUCUCUGCUUCUAAGAUGGUUUUUGACAUUAAUCCUCCAUUGGUUUUCCCGAAGGACGCCAUUUAUGCAUGAAACAUAUCUACGGUGUUCUUAUCGUCAUCAGCAGACGCGCAUUUAUAUAUUUUCUUUUACUAUUGUGAGUGACCCCGUGAUGUGAACUUUUCAGGGCGAGGGGCGGACAGUUAGAAAUUCGAUUGGUCAUGCAAAAUAGGGUAGAAAUAUGUAAUGAUCCGUCAAGAUAGUGCAGCCCAACAUUCAUAUAUCAUAAUAAUCGGCGAAUGUGUUUCCACAGUCGAUUCACAUGAUUAGGAAAGGAAUAGAGGCGAGAGUGCCCAAACUAUUUUUUUACAAAUAAGAAAAAAAAAGUAUAAAAAAGUAUAAAAAAAGAGUAUUAUUAAAACGAAUUAUAAGGGAGAACAAAAAUUCCCACAAUAGAACAAAUAUUAUUGUCAAUUGAAACAAUUAAAUAAGGCCUGGCCCCAAUGUCACGAUGAAUGGAGAACAAAUAAUCAUGUUUACCAAAUUUCUAAUUACGUUUGUGCUAAAAAAAAGCC
Molecule: messenger RNA, 3553 nt
Organism: Lytechinus pictus (painted urchin)
Lineage: Eukaryota; Metazoa; Echinodermata; Echinoidea; Temnopleuroida; Toxopneustidae
Product: trans-acting T-cell-specific transcription factor GATA-3-like
Exons: 6
Coding region: 1-1548 (515 amino acids)
Biological process (GO): positive regulation of transcription by RNA polymerase II; negative regulation of transcription by RNA polymerase II; cell fate commitment
Cellular component (GO): nucleus
Molecular function (GO): DNA-binding transcription factor activity, RNA polymerase II-specific; RNA polymerase II cis-regulatory region sequence-specific DNA binding; zinc ion binding
Source: RefSeq, a predicted model, not a curated record